UUCUCUCUCUCUCUCUCUCGUUAUUUCCAGAGAUCAGUGAUUAUCGAUCUCACUCAUCUUCACUACAACUUCCCGUCGGCUGGUCUUUCCACGGCGCAGAUCUAGCAUCGUUUUACCUUUUCGAUAUCUUGUUCCUGCAUCUGCUACUUCUCUCAUUUCAUUUUGGUUCCCGUAGCUUAAUCGGACCAAAUGGCGAUGGCCUCACAAACCCCCGACAUAAUGGGAGAGCGCCAGUCAGGGCAAGAUGUUCGUACUCAAAAUGUUAUGGCAUGUCAAGCCGUUGCGAACAUUGUGAAGUCUUCUCUUGGUCCUGUUGGACUGGACAAGAUGCUUGUUGAUGAUAUUGGGGAUGUAACAAUUACAAAUGAUGGAGCUACAAUACUGAAGAUGCUAGAAGUUGAGCAUCCAGCUGCCAAGGUGCUUGUUGAGCUGGCUGAACUUCAAGAUCGUGAAGUUGGGGAUGGGACGACUUCGGUGGUGAUUAUAGCUGCUGAGCUACUCAAGAGAGCCAACGAUUUGGUGAGAAACAAGAUUCAUCCAACAUCAAUAAUUAGUGGUUACAGACUUGCCAUGAGAGAAGCAUGCAAAUAUGUUGAUGAGAAGCUAGCUGUAAAGGUUGAAAAGUUAGGAAAAGAUUCUCUUGUGAACUGUGCCAAGACAAGCAUGUCCUCAAAGUUGAUUGCUGCUGACAGUGAUUUCUUUGCAAGUCUGGUUGUGGAAGCAGUGCAAUCUGUUAAGAUGACUAAUGUGCGUGGAGAGAUCAGAUAUCCAAUUAAGGGAAUCAAUAUCCUCAAAGCCCACGGCAAAAGUGCAAGGGAUAGCUAUCUCUUAAAUGGUUAUGCUUUGAAUACAGGUCGUUCUGCACAGGGAAUGCCAUUAAGAGUGGCACCUGCUAGGAUUGCCUGUCUUGACUUCAAUCUUCAGAAGACAAAAAUGCAAUUGGGUAUCCAAGUUGUGGUUAGUGACCCACGGGAACUUGAAAAGAUUCGUCAGAGAGAAUUUGAUACAACAAAAGAACGCAUUGAGAAACUUCUAAAGGCUGGAGCUAAUGUUGUUUUAACUACAAAGGGAAUCGAUGACAUGUCGCUGAAGUACUUUGUUGAGGCUGGUGCAAUUGCAGUCAGACGUGUUCGGAAAGAUGAUCUUCGCCAUGUUGCCAAGGCAACUGGGGCAACAAUGGUCUCCACAUUUGCUGAUAUGGAAGGGGAGGAAACCUUUGAUUCCUCAUUUCUUGGACAUGCUGAUGAAGUUGUUGAAGAGCGAAUUGCUUCUGAUGAUGUUGUCAUGAUUAAGGGAACAAAAACUACAAGCGCUGUCUCUUUGGUUCUGAGGGGAGCUAAUGAUUAUAUGCUUGAUGAAAUGGAGAGGGCUUUACAUGAUGCUUUAUGCAUUGUUAAGAGGACACUGGAAUCCAAUACGGUCGUUGCUGGUGGAGGUGCAGUGGAGGCUGCCCUAUCUGUUUACUUGGAGUACUUGGCCACAAGCUUAGGAUCACGCGAGCAGUUAGCAAUAGCAGAAUUUGCUGAAUCAUUGUUAGUCAUACCAAAGGUUCUUGCUGUGAAUGCUGCAAAGGAUGCAACUGAGUUGGUUGCUAAGUUACGUGCUUAUCACCACACUGCACAGACCAAGGCAGAUAAGAAGCACCUUUCCAGUAUGGGACUGGAUCUUCUGAAGGGGGCUGUAAGGAACAAUAUUGAAGCUGGAGUUCUUGAGCCUGCUAUGAGCAAAGUAAAGAUAAUCCAGUUUGCAACAGAAGCCGCCAUAACAAUCCUGCGAAUUGAUGACAUGAUCAAGCUUUUCAAAGAUGAGAGUCAAAAUGAGGAGUAAAUUGUUGUUUUUGUUUUGACAGCCCCCAACCAAUUUUUGUUGACAUUAAUUAUUUAUAAUUUGUGUUUACUUUUCUUUUGAUUUGGGUGUAGUUUGUUUUAGAAUGCUGCAUAGACUAUUUUAUUUGAGCUUUUGUUUAAACAAAUUAUGAUUUGAGUUUUAACAGUUUGAAGGAGAACACUUUUGAAAGAAACAGAGGUAGGGGUGAUCCGUCAAGGAUUUAUUUGUUUAUUUUGC
Molecule: messenger RNA, 2064 nt
Organism: Impatiens glandulifera
Lineage: Eukaryota; Viridiplantae; Streptophyta; Magnoliopsida; Ericales; Balsaminaceae
Product: T-complex protein 1 subunit alpha
Exons: 17
Coding region: 190-1827 (545 amino acids)
Biological process (GO): protein folding
Cellular component (GO): chaperonin-containing T-complex
Molecular function (GO): ATP hydrolysis activity; ATP binding; ATP-dependent protein folding chaperone
Source: RefSeq, a predicted model, not a curated record